CUCUACCACCUCAAGGCCCAAGCACGAUGAACCUCCAGCGUGUACCUUACAUCUGCUCGCAGUGUACGGUGCAGAUCAUCCGAUCUCCACUUCGCCAUUCACGGCAUCGUCUUCUUCCGCAACAAACAUGGCAGCGACGUCAUAAUAGUCAGUCCGUCCAGACAGAUCGGCCGUCCCGUGUUGCCAUUGUAGGUUCGGGACCGGCGGGCUUCUAUGCAGCUUAUAGGUUGCUGGCAAAAGUCGAAGAUGUGGUGGUCGACAUGUAUGAGAAAUUGCCCGUGCCUUUCGGAUUGGUGAGACAUGGAGUAGCGCCAGACCAUCCGGAAGUUAAGAAUUGCGAGGAAAAAUUUACAGAAGUCGCAACAUCGCCUCGAUUCAAUUUCAUUGGCAAUAUUGAACUUGGCGAAAGCCUACCUCUUCAGACGCUUAAGCCACACUACGACGCUAUUUUGUUCGCGUACGGAGCUCCGAAGGAUAAGGAACUGGAUAUUCCCGGAGAGAAAGCUUGUAGGAAUGUAUACUCGGCUCGUGAAUUUGUCGGAUGGUACAACGGUCUUCCCGAACACCGCGACCUCGCACCGGAUCUGACAGCUGGCGAAAAUGCGGUGAUCAUCGGGCAAGGCAAUGUUGCGCUUGAUGUAGCGAGAAUCUUGCUGUCAGAUGUUAAUGCCUUACGUAAAACUGAUAUAACGGAUUAUGCCGUGGAGACCUUGGCCAAGAGCAAAAUUAAGCGGGUUCAUGUGGUUGGCCGUCGAGGCCCGAUGCAGGCUGCAUUCACCAUCAAAGAGCUUCGCGAGUUGCUCCAGUUACCAUCCGUGUCGUUCGAGCCGGUCCGUAAGGAAUUGUUCCCGCCGGACGAUAUCAUGAAUGCCCUCCCCAGAGCCCAGAAACGGCUUAUCCAGCUCCUUGCAAAGGGAUCCAGUAAUGAUCCAGCAACUUCUGCAAAGUCUUGGUCUUUAGAUUUUCUCCUGUCACCGGAAUGCCUCAACUGGUCCCCAGUUCAUCCAUACCGCCUGUCAGACGUUAAGUUCUCCCGCAAUGAGUUAGACCCUGCGGGUCCAUAUCUUCCUACCGCCAAGGUGACGCCCAAGUACCUUUCCAGCGGUCAGCGAGCGCAGGUCCACAUCCCCGCUAAUACAUUCUUCCGGAGUGUUGGCUACAAAUCACUACCUCUGCCUGGGCUGGAAGACCUGGGAAUUCAAUUUGACACGAAGCGCGGCGUGAUCCCCAACGAUGGAUUCGGUAGAGUCACUAGCCCUAUGCAUACAGGGGAUAACGAGCAGCUCCCCGAUGGAUCGAUUAUCUCACACCUUCCGGGACUGUAUUGUGCUGGCUGGGUCAAACGCGGGCCUACGGGUGUUAUCGCCACAACCAUGACAGACGCAUUUACAACGGCAGAUGUGGUGGCUGCUGAUUUGGGCAAUGGCCGAGGCAAGGGGUCUCUUCUGAAUGGCCCCGGUCACAGCACAGGACUUGGCUGGGAGGGCGUGCGUCCUGAGGCCGAGAAGCGAGGCGUGCAGGUAACAACGUGGGAGGAUUGGCAGCGGAUUGACGCUGCUGAACGUGAGCGGGGCCAGCAGAUCGGUAAGCCCCGUUCCAAAUUUGGGAGAGUGGAGGAGAUGCUGGAGGCUGUACAUUAAGGACGCGUGUGCGCCAUGAUAGACACGUUACACUGUUUGAAUAGAGCUACUAUCAUAGAUCACGAAAAGAUACCAUCUCCACUUUCGGAAUCGAAUUUAUUGUUAUUAUGUUAUCCCG
Messenger RNA from Aspergillus alliaceus, 1758 nucleotides. RefSeq names its product NADPH-adrenodoxin reductase. The record is from RefSeq and is a predicted model, not a curated record. The transcript has 3 exons. Bases 27 to 1640 code for a protein of 537 amino acids. Gene Ontology annotation, biological process: ubiquinone biosynthetic process. Gene Ontology annotation, cellular component: mitochondrion. Lineage: Eukaryota; Fungi; Ascomycota; Eurotiomycetes; Eurotiales; Aspergillaceae.